This is a messenger RNA of Entelurus aequoreus (snake pipefish), 3025 nucleotides long. Its product is annotated as zinc finger E-box-binding homeobox 1-like. NCBI's taxonomy places the organism in Eukaryota, Metazoa, Chordata, Actinopteri, Syngnathiformes, Syngnathidae. Gene Ontology annotation, biological process: anatomical structure development; regulation of transcription by RNA polymerase II. Gene Ontology annotation, molecular function: RNA polymerase II cis-regulatory region sequence-specific DNA binding; DNA-binding transcription factor activity, RNA polymerase II-specific. The record is from RefSeq and is a predicted model, not a curated record. The coding region runs from base 17 to 3025 and encodes 1002 amino acids. The transcript is spliced from 8 exons.
CAGGAGCGGGGAGGGGAUGAGAGAGGAGGUGACUCCGGCAGUUCGUCUCCACCGGAGGAUCAUGGCGGAUGGUCAUGGCCCCAGGUGUAAGCGCAGGAAGCAGGCCAACCCGCGGAGGAACCACGUCAUCAGCUACAACAAUGCGGCGGAGGCGGCCACAGACUCUGACGAUGAGGACAAGCUGCACAUCGUGGAGGAGGAAGGCAGCCUGGCGGACUGCGACAGCACCCUGCCAGACCAGGACCACCCCAGGGGGCUCUGGGACCCAGUGAAAGAAGAGUGCGUGUCGGACGGCGAGGACGACGCCAGCACAGACGCCUUGGUGGAGGAGAUGCUCCAGCAGGGCGACACGGCCGUCAUUUACCCAGAAGCCCCGGAGGACGAGCUGCAGGGUCACGGCACUCCCGACGCCAGCACUCCCGAUGAGAACGGGACCCCGGACUCCUUCUCGCAGCUGCUCACCUGCCCGUACUGCGCGCGCGGCUACAAGCGCUUCAGCUCGCUGAAGGAGCACAUCAAGUAUCGUCACGAGAAGACGGAGGAGUGCUUCAGCUGCCCCGAGUGCAGCUACACCUUUGCACACCGCGCUCAGCUGGAGAGACACAUGGCGGCCCACAAGUCAGGGCGGGACCAGAGACUCGUCACGCAGUCGGGAGGCAACCGCAAAUUCAAGUGCACCGAGUGCGGCAAGGCCUUUAAAUACAAGCACCACCUGAAGGAGCACCUGCGCAUUCACAGUGGAGAGAAACCCUACGAGUGCUCCAACUGCAAGAAGCGCUUCUCCCACUCGGGCUCGUACAGCUCGCACAUCAGCAGCAAGAAAUGCAUCAGUCUCAUCUCGGUUAACAGCCGGCAACGUCUGAGCGGCAGCAAGAACCAGGCCCAGGCCCAGGGCCCGGCCGCCAUCCUUCCCACUUCGCCGGCCGCCCUCCGCGCCCAAAUUCGCGAGAAGCUGGAGCACAGCAAGCCCCUCCAGGAGCAGCUGCCCCUCAACCAGAUCAAGAGCGAGCCGCUGGACUACGAAUACAAACCGACCCUGGUCGGCAUGAAUGCCGGGAUGUACAACGGUGGGGCUGCGACUGCUCUGCAGGGCACGGUGCAGGCCGUGGUCCUCCCCACCGUGGGGCUGAUGUCGCCCAUCAGCAUCAACAUAGCCGACCUGCAGAACGCCCUCAAAGUGGCCGUGGACGGCAACGUGAUUCGCCAGGUCCUGGAAAGCAGCGGCAAAGGCCAGGGUCAUGCCAACUUGGGGUUAACCACUGGAACCAUCCACCCGUCCCAGCAGCAGCUCAUCUCAGCCAUCAGCUUGCCCAUUGUGGGUCAGGACGGAAAUGCAAAAAUCAUCAUCAACUACAACCUGGACCCCAACCAGGGACAGAUCAUGGCGCAGAACAUUAAGAAGGAGUCAGAGCCAUUCUCAACCGCUCAGCCAACCACUGAGUCGUUGAAGUUUCAGAAACUCCCUGAGGAUCUGACCAUCAGGGGCGCCAGGGUGACUGAGAUGAAAGAAGAGGAUCAAACCACUAAGACUUGUCUCCUGUGUGAGAACUGUCCCGCCGGGCUGGACGCCCUGCAUGCCCUCAAACACUGCAAGAAAGUCGCUCUCAGGCUGAACGGAGAGGCUGCCGUUACCGCGCUACUGUCACAGGGGGGAUUUUGCAACCAGCCCAAGAACAUCCUGUCCCUGCUGAAGGCCUACUUUGCCUUAAACAGAGAGCCCACCAAGGACGAGAUGGACAAAAUCUCAGACUCUGUCAACCUCCCAAUCCAUGUGGUCAAAAGGUGGUUUGACAAAAUGCAGCAGGGUCAAAUAUCACUCGGUGCUCCGACGCCUCCUUCAGAGGAAGACGAUGCCUAUGAUUCCGGCAGUGUGGUAUCUCUGGUCCAGGGGAAAGUUGUGGCCUCCAUCAGUCCUUCUGAGCCUCACGACAGUCCGACAGAAGCAACCCCGGCUGAGCUAAACGGCGCCCACAGCUCUCCAGUCUCUCCCUCACCACUAACCCUGAGAGACGACGGUCUUCUUAAAGACCAGGCCCCUCAGAGCACUGAUGCACCCCUAGACCUGUCGCUGCCAAAGCCCGACAAAGAGGAAACGGAGACUGUUCAAACCUGCAAUCACCUCUCACUUUCCUCUGUACGCACCAUUCAGGAGGAACCUCUGAACUUAACUUGCACAAAGAAAGACGCCUCGCCACUCUCACCCUUGGGCUCCGGCCCCGUCGCACUGUACACCAGCCCGCCAAGUGCCAACCCCCUCAAUAUUGUAACCACUCAACUUCCCACGCUGGUGGCUAUUGCUGAUCAGAGCCGUAUGCAAUGUCUAAGGGCCCUGACCACCACCAACAAACAGACUAUCCUCAUCCCUCAGCUGGCUUACACCUAUACCACUACCGCUACCAGUCCUGCUGGGACCCUGACAGAAAAGACCAUCCACCUCAACGGGAUCAAGGAGGAGAAGCAGGACACGAGCUCGGAGGGCAUGGAGGACUCGGACUCGGGGCCUCUGAGGAAGAAGAUGAAGAAGACGGAGAGCGGCAUGUACGCCUGUGACCUGUGUGACAAGAUCUUCCAGAAGAGCAGCUCGCUGCUCAGACACAAAUACGAGCACACAGGCAAGCGUCCGCACGAGUGCAGCAUCUGCAGCAAGGCGUUCAAACACAAACACCACCUGAUCGAACACAUGCGCCUCCACUCGGGGGAGAAACCCUACCAGUGCGACAAGUGCGGCAAGCGCUUCUCCCACUCGGGCUCGUACUCGCAGCACAUGAACCACCGCUACUCCUACUGCAAGAGGGAGUCCCCGGGCCAGGAGGAGGACACCCUGGGCGGGGCCCGGGACCCCGGCCUGGUCCCCUUCCAGGUGGACUCGGACGAGCGGGGGAGCAGCGCCAGGGAGGACGAGGAGAGCGAGGAGGAGGAGGAGGAGGAGGAGGAAGGUGCGGUCGACAUGAACGACAUCCAGGUGGUGCAGGUGGAGGAGGAGGAGGAGGGAAGUAAGAGGGCCGGUGAAGAGGAAGGGGACUGA